GUGGCAGCCGCUUGGUGCUGGCCUGACUGCGAUGGGGCUUUGUACUUGGUUGGCCACUGGUAGCGAUGGCUAUCUCCAGCGCAGGUGGAUUGCCCGAGAGUGCCAGAAGCUCCAGGAGGAUGCCAAAGCAGCGGAAGCCUUGCCACGGAGUUUCCGUAAAGCACAGGAUUCUGUCGCACGUCAAGGCGCAGCCAUUGAGGAUGACACGCAGCAGGAUGUGCACAGAGAGUUCCAAAAUGACGAGCUCAAUGCAUUUCUCCUGCUGCUCUGUGCGGCCCAUGCUGCCGGUGCUCCGGAGGUUCAGGAGUACUUGAAACCAGUCUCGGAUCUGCUGGCUUCAAGACCCCUCCUGUGGUACAGCGCCAUGCCGAUUCUGCGGAGAGGUCUUCCAGCCGACUGCCCGGAGCUUUCUGUUCUUGAGGAUGGCUACCAGAAGUGCGUCAGGAAGUACUUGCAUGGAGCACGAUGUCGGCUGCAAGAGGCUUCUGUAUUGAAACUGAGGCGCAUGCGCCAGCAAGAGACGCUGCACUCGUUUGCAAGAUUUAUUGUUGCAUUUAUUGGCAUGGCCCUUGGCUGCAAGAACGAUGAGCGGAACGAUCUUUGUUUCAUAGCCUUCCGAGACUACAUGAAGAGCAUUACCUUGGCCUCCAGUGAUGCUAUUGGUGUCGAAGAGGCCCGAAAGACCUAUGUGCGCAACUUCGACAUCGCCACCGAGAUGUGCCUCACCUUCACUCACCGAUCCGUUGGUUGGCUCUUGCUUUGGAGGCUCCUGGGACUCUGGAUGCAGACAAUUCUCUGGGAAAGGCCCGACAUCUGCUUCGGCCGGAAUCUGUCCGUGGAUGUUCAGGUGGAGAACUGCAUCGCAAGUACAUCCAGCGGCGAGGGGAGGAGUUCUCAAAGUUCGCCGCUUCACUUGGCUGCGAAGCACGGGCAGGUUCAGGUUUGUCGGGCAUUGCUGAACAACGUGGCCACAAAGCUCGGCUUCUUGACGAGCAAGGACCGGCGCGGCUAUACGCCGCUUCAUCAAGCAGCCUUGCUGGGGCAGGCGGAGGUUGUGGCCUUACUUCAGUCGGCCCAUGGUGUGGGCUCCAGCAUGGGAGACGGUGAGGCCUUCCACGACUGCCUCGAAGACGAUGCCCGGGUCGUGCGGGUGCAGUGGUACUCCCGGGCAGCACAGGGAUCGGGUGGGGCUUUGGCGACCCACUCCUUGGUUGUGGUCACGACUGCAGCCGGCCGGGGCUACGUAAUCGAAAAGGCGGCCAUGCCAGAGGAGUUGGUACAGGAGGAGCAGUUUCAGAAUGGCGUUGUCGUCUCCGACAUCCGAGGCUUCCACCACUUUGGUACCCUGGUGAGUGGUUUGGAGGGCCCUGAGCUCCAAGAGACAUUGACUCCGAUUCAGCUAUGGCAGGCGGCGGUGGACACGGGGUCAUACUCCCUGGGCCGCGCGAAUUGCCAGCAUGCGGCGCAGGCGAUGUUCCGGGCGGCUCGGGCGACCACGCAGCCUGUACCGCCCAAGCCCAACGAGGAGAUUGGCAUCCGCUACCUGCGAUGGGUGGUCGAUGUGUCCGGUCCCUGUUGCGCCUACUUCCACCUUCCCUCCCAGUCGCUGGAGUCGAAGACCUGGGCUUUGCUCAGUUGGUUCGGAGCCAUUUCUGCUCCCAAGGCAUCGCAAAGCUAA
This is a messenger RNA of Symbiodinium sp. CCMP2456, 1678 nucleotides long. The record is from the annotation of a GenBank genome assembly. Lineage: Eukaryota; Dinophyceae; Suessiales; Symbiodiniaceae.